AUGGCGGAAGAAGUAGUAGCACCCCAAGCUGUAAACGAUCUGGUAGAUUACAACAAUGUCGGACAAGUAGUGAAAGAAUUGUUCUGCGGAACCGUUGGUGGAUUUGCCCAAGUUCUAGUAGGGCAGCCAUUUGACAUGACAAAAGUGAGAAUGCAAACAUCUGCUGUUCCUGCCAGCGCUACUGAAGUGAUCAAAAAAUUGGUCAAGAACGAGGGUAUUAUGGCUUUUUACAAGGGAACGCUCGUGCCAUUGGUAGGAGUCGGAGCAUGUGUAUCGUGCCAAUUCGGUGUCAACGAGACGAUGAAGAGGUUUUUCCGCUGGAAGGAUAACAACAAACACGGUGCUCUAACACGAGGUCAGUACUACAUGAGCGGGUUCGUUAGUGGUACUGCAAACGCGCUACUUGCCACACCCAUAGAGCAUGUGCGUAUUCGUUUGCAAUUGCAAAAAGGACCCAAAACCACCGCAGAAUACCAGGGUUCUUGGGAUUGUGCUAAAAAGCUUUUGCAGAAGGGCGCCCUGAUGCGUGGACUAACAGCCACAACGCUGAGAACCUCUCAUGGGUUUGGGAUUUAUUUUUUCACCUACGAGGGACUACUGGCCAACGAGGCACGUCGUGGAGUGCUGCGGCAAGACGUCCCAGCAUGGAAGGUCUCGUUGUUUGGUGCUCUUGCCGGUGCCUGUUUCUGGGCAACAACGUAUCCGUUUGACGUGGUGAAGUCUAUUAUCCAGGCUGACAGAUUGAACGGACCACGGUACGCUGGUUCCGUUUACAAUGUGGCCAAAACCGUCUACCGAGAGCGCGGGCCCCGGGUUUUCGUUUCUGGGUUCGUGCCCACCAUGCUGCGCUCGCUGCCUGUGAACGGUGCCACUUUUGCAGCUUUCGAGACAGCAAUGCGGUUGGUGAAAUGA
This is a messenger RNA of Lachancea lanzarotensis, 912 nucleotides long. Its product is annotated as LALA0S08e00474g1_1. Bases 1 to 912 code for a protein of 303 amino acids. The record is from RefSeq and is a predicted model, not a curated record. Gene Ontology annotation, molecular function: L-ornithine transmembrane transporter activity. Gene Ontology annotation, biological process: mitochondrial L-ornithine transmembrane transport. Lineage: Eukaryota; Fungi; Ascomycota; Saccharomycetes; Saccharomycetales; Saccharomycetaceae. The transcript has a single exon.